AUGUCCGUUAACCAGGGCGACAAGUCCGUUAUGGGCAUGCCCGGAUUCGUCGUUGACUUCCUGAUGGGUGGUGUUUCCGCUGCUGUCUCCAAGACCGCUGCCGCCCCCAUCGAGCGUAUCAAGCUCCUCAUCCAGAACCAGGAUGAGAUGCUUCGCGCCGGUCGUCUCGACCGCAAGUACAACGGUAUCAUGGACUGCUUCCGUCGUACUGCCGCCUCUGAGGGUGUUGCCUCUCUCUGGCGUGGUAACACUGCCAACGUCAUCCGUUACUUCCCCACCCAGGCUCUUAACUUUGCCUUCCGUGACACCUACAAGUCCAUGUUCGCCUACAAGAAGGACCGUGAUGGAUACACCAAGUGGAUGAUGGGUAACCUUGCCUCCGGUGGUGCUGCUGGUGCCACUUCCCUUCUCUUCGUCUACUCUCUUGACUACGCCCGUACCCGUCUUGCCAACGAUGCCAAGUCCGCCAAGGGCGGUGGUGACCGUCAGUUCAACGGUCUCGUUGAUGUCUACAAGAAGACUCUUGCUUCUGAUGGUAUUGCCGGUCUCUACCGUGGUUUCGGUCCCUCUGUUCUUGGUAUUGUUGUCUACCGUGGUCUGUACUUCGGCAUGUACGACUCCAUCAAGCCUGUUGUCCUGGUCGGUCCUCUUGAGGGUAACUUCCUUGCUUCCUUCCUUCUCGGCUGGACUGUCACCACUGGUGCUGGUAUCGCUUCUUACCCUCUUGACACCGUCCGUCGUCGUAUGAUGAUGACCUCUGGUGAGGCCGUCAAGUACAACUCUUCCUUCGAUGCUUUCCGCCAGAUCGUCGCCAAGGAGGGUGUCAAGUCUCUCUUCAAGGGUGCUGGUGCUAACAUCCUCCGUGGUGUUGCUGGUGCUGGUGUCCUGUCCAUCUACGACCAGGUCCAGCUCAUCCUCUUCGGCAAGAAGUUCAAAUAG
This is a messenger RNA of Aspergillus bombycis, 939 nucleotides long. Its product is annotated as putative mitochondrial ADP,ATP carrier protein (Ant). Lineage: Eukaryota; Fungi; Ascomycota; Eurotiomycetes; Eurotiales; Aspergillaceae. Gene Ontology annotation, molecular function: ATP:ADP antiporter activity. Gene Ontology annotation, cellular component: mitochondrial inner membrane. Gene Ontology annotation, biological process: mitochondrial ATP transmembrane transport; mitochondrial ADP transmembrane transport. The record is from RefSeq and is a predicted model, not a curated record. The transcript is spliced from 4 exons. Bases 1 to 939 code for a protein of 312 amino acids.